UGUUGACCGGAUGCCGAUGUGUUGAGUUGGAUUGUUGGGAUGGGGAUGACGGGAUUCCAGUCAUCUAUCAUGGCCACACCUUAACUACCAAAAUCCCAUUCAAGAGCGUUGUGGAAGCUAUCAGCAAAACUGCCUUUGUGACGUCACCCUAUCCCAUAAUUCUCUCUUUAGAAAAUCACUGUUCCUUGCAACAGCAAACAAAAAUGGCACACAUAUUUUCGUCUGUUUUUGGUGACAAGCUAGUAAACCGAUUCCUGUUUGAAAGUGAUUUUUGGGAGGAACCACAACUUCCUUCACCGGAACAGCUGAAGUUUAAAGUUCUCAUCAAAAACAAGAAACUCCGGGCUCCACUGACACCCGCCUUGACGUUGAAGCACAGGAACAAGACUGUUCCCGGCCGUACCAACAGCAUAAUUUCAACAGCCAGCACAAGUUCAUUAAAUGAAGAUGAUGACGAUGAAUAUGAAGAUGAUGACGAUGAUGAUGAUAUGCUGAUGGAUAAAGACAUUAUCCCAACGAGAGCCUCAUUGACCGGAAGUUUUACUCCAAUAUGUGAACAAGUGGACAAAAGAAGUCUGGUCAGUAAAUCGGCUUCGAUGACUGGCCGAACAGGAUCCAUUUCGAGCCAAGAAGGAUCUGGAAAGACUGUUAGCCCAGGAAUCGUGUCAUGUGGUGGAACCCCUCGUCCCCGUAGUCAGAACGACGUGCAGGACUUUUGGCAGGCUGAGGAUGAUGGUGUAAACAAAGCUAGAAAAGCCAGUAGCCAGAUUGCCCCUGAACUUUCUGACCUGGUGAUCUACUGUCAGGCUAAUAAAUUUCGAGGUCAAUUAUAAAAGACUAUUGAAGAUACUGUACAUUCGUUCAGUGUAAAACUAAUGUAACUCAGGUUGUUGUAUCCUAAUGAGGUCAAUACCAGAAGUUAUCAGACUGGCUGUGUUACAACCCGGCCUUAGUUGAAACACGGUCUGUGAGAAUCAGUCCAUUCUUUAUAUACCAGAGUUAUCAGACUGGCUGUG
Limulus polyphemus (Atlantic horseshoe crab) is the source of this 1016-nucleotide messenger RNA. RefSeq names its product 1-phosphatidylinositol 4,5-bisphosphate phosphodiesterase epsilon-1-like. Gene Ontology annotation, biological process: lipid metabolic process; phosphatidylinositol-mediated signaling. Gene Ontology annotation, molecular function: phosphatidylinositol-4,5-bisphosphate phospholipase C activity. The record is from RefSeq and is a predicted model, not a curated record. Lineage: Eukaryota; Metazoa; Arthropoda; Merostomata; Xiphosura; Limulidae. Bases 204 to 833 code for a protein of 209 amino acids. The transcript has 5 exons.